CCCAGGUCCGCCAUGUUGGACAAGUUGUUUUCAUAUGGAAUCAAAUAUAUUUGUAUGUGUUGAAUAUAACUUCAUUCUCCAAUCAAUGCAUUCAUACCAUCAUGUAUAUCCUAGACGCAUGUUUAGAAUCAUGGCAUACGUUGCAUACCACGACAAGGGGGGUCAGGCCCAGUGCGCCUCUUCCGCGGGCCCAUCGAAAUCUCCUUUCAGAAAGGAGAUGAUUCAGGCUCCCGAACACGGACAAGCUGGCCCGCAUGGGGAGCAAGAGCCCGUGAGCGUGCAUACCGAGGCGUCCAGCUUCACCCCGCAGCAGGAGGUCCCGGAGCCGCAGGGUCCGCAACCAAAUGUUGUACCUCAGGCUAUCCCUUUCCUACAGCCGCAGCUGGCGGCCAUUAUGCUAAAGUUCCUCCAGCAGAUGGCUGGGGCGUACGUACCUCCGCCGCCUCCGCUGGUUGUGGUUACUAUCGAGAAGUUGAAGAAGAACGGGGCCGAGGAGUUCCGUGGCGACCAGAUCGCCGAUCCCAUGGUUGGUAAGCGCUGGCUCGAGCGCACAGGUCGAGUUCUCAGAACCCUACGGGUUCCAAGGGAGCACAGAGGCAAUUUAGCCAUCGCCUUACUUUAGGAUGCCGCCUACGACUGGUGGAAGCGCGCGGGAGCGAACGUUCAGGAGCCGGUGCCGUGGGCAACCUUCGAUGAGCUCUUCCGAACUCCUUCGGUUAUACCCAACAAAAAGGACAUCGAAACAGAUGGGUAUGUUGGUGCUAUGUAUAUGCUGAUCAAGUGACCUCCGUGCCAAAGGUUUUGAGUGAUCACACAAUUGGGAUAUGCUUUACGGUAAGGUAGUGAUCCCACCUAGGUGUGCUAAGUUGAGCAGAACUUGAUUUCAGAUCUGAUUGAACGGGCCAGAGCAAUUCAUCACGGAGUUGUUAUGAACGAACCCAGUGAAACAUAACUGAGAAGUGAGCAAAACCAGAACAGAAUGAACAAAAAUGUUUAGAGGAGGAAAUUGUGGCCGUUUAAGGUGCUAUGAGCUGAGAACCAGGUGCACACCCUUUACAAAAUGGUCAUCAAGUUCCCCUGCAGACAAAGCUCCACUUUUUAGGUGCAAAUGCUUACACAGAUUCUAACACCGAAGUUAUGAUCCUGCUUGAGAACAUUGUUUCAAUCCUAAGGGCAUUAGGAUAAUCAGGUCACAAUUUUGUUACUGACUUGGUGCGAAGUUGCUACUCUCUGGCGAGUAAGUUUAGAGGUGG
Messenger RNA from Cuscuta campestris, 1253 nucleotides. The record is from the annotation of a GenBank genome assembly. Lineage: Eukaryota; Viridiplantae; Streptophyta; Magnoliopsida; Solanales; Convolvulaceae.